AACUCAGUGACUUUGAUAUGGGGAACUCUAGUGGUUUUUCUAUUUGUAUAUGCCUUGUAUGUGCUACUAAACAUUCACAAGAGGAAAAGGUUUCCUCCAAGUCCAACAGGCUUUCCCAUUUUAGGACAUCUUCAUUUGUUAGCUGGUAAAAAUCCACACAAAGAUUUACAAAAACUAGCCAAGAAACAUGGUUCUAUUAUGUAUGUGCAAUUGGGACUAGUACCUGCAAUUGUUGUCUCAUCCGUUGAUGCAGCCGAGAAGUUCCUCAAGACAUAUGAUCACAUCUUUGCUAGUAGGCCUCAUAGUGAGGCAUCUCAAUAUUUGUCUUAUGGACAGAAGAAUUUGAUAUUUGCAAAGUAUGGUGUGUAUUGGCGCAACAUGCGCAAAUUGUGCACUGUGCACCUUUUGAGCAAUCACAAGAUCAAUUCAUUUCAAUCCAUGAGAAAGCAAGAAGUUCAACUUCUGAUUGAAUCGAUUAAAAGGAAGCUCAUGAUCGUGUAGUUGUUGAUCUUAGUGCAAGGAUUUUGUCCUUGAAUGCUAACUUGACUUGCUUGAUGAUGUUUGGAAAGAAGUACAUGGAUGAGGACUUAGACAAGAGGCGAUUCAAAGCUAUUGUUCAAGAUGUUGUGGAUUUAGCAUCCACACCAAAUCUUGGAGAUUUUUUUCCUUUCCUUGGUGUUAUUGAUCUCCAGGGUCUCAAUCGCAAACUCAAGGAUCUUUCAAAGGUGUUUGAUGAGUUUCUUGAGAGGAUUAUUGAUGAACAUGUCGAGUAUCAUGAUCGGGAUCAAACCAAGGACUUUGUGGACACCAUGAUGGACAUAAUGCAAUCUGGAGAAGCAGAAUUUCAGUUUGACCGUCGUCACAUAAAAGCUAUCCUCUUGGACAUGCUUCUGGCUGCAAUGGACACUACAGCAUCAACAGUAGAAUGGAUACUCACCGAACUUCUUAGGCAUCUCCAAGUGAUGAAGAAACUCCAAAACGAGUUGCAAGAAGUGGUAGGCCUUGAAAGAAUGGUAGAAGAAUCGGACUUGGAGAACUUAAACUACUUAAUCAUGGUUGUAAAUGAGGGCCUGAGGCUGCAUCUUGCAGUGCCACUAUUUUUUCAUGAGGCCAUGGAACAUUGUGUAGUCAAUGAUUCCACAUACAGAAGGGAUCCCGAAUCAUAAUAAAUUGUUACGCAAUUCAUAGGGAUCCAAACGUUUGGCCAGACCCUGAGAAGUUUUUUCCUGAGAGAUUUGUUGGGACACUACACCAAAAGAGACCUUUAGCGGCAAUUGAUUUUUCUUUUAGUGGCAAUAGUUAUUGCCACAAAUACAUUACCGGCAUUUGAUUAAAUGUCAUUGGAUCCAAUGUCGCUAAAGCCUUUAGUGGCAUUUAUGUCGGGUGCCGGUAAAGACCCUCAUUAUUGCCACUAAAAGUAAUUACUUUUAGCGACUUUUAUUUAGUGGCAUUUACUAUUGCCAUUAAAGCUACUUUAGAAACAAACAUAUGUGUGGCAUUUAAAUUCACCUUAAUUCACAUAUUUACCCUCUUUUAUAACAUCAAAAACAAAAUUCACAAGAGAAAUAAGUUCGAAAGUAGUAAAGAAGAAUUAUCAAACUCAAAACAAUGUCAU
Molecule: messenger RNA, 1615 nt
Organism: Solanum tuberosum (potato)
Lineage: Eukaryota; Viridiplantae; Streptophyta; Magnoliopsida; Solanales; Solanaceae
Product: cytochrome P450 CYP736A12-like
Exons: 2
Coding region: 555-1166 (203 amino acids)
Molecular function (GO): oxidoreductase activity, acting on paired donors, with incorporation or reduction of molecular oxygen; monooxygenase activity; heme binding
Source: RefSeq, a predicted model, not a curated record